Messenger RNA from Fukomys damarensis (Damara mole-rat), 1837 nucleotides. It is a transcript of the gene Phkg1, whose product is annotated as phosphorylase kinase catalytic subunit gamma 1. Gene Ontology annotation, cellular component: phosphorylase kinase complex. The record is from RefSeq and is a predicted model, not a curated record. Lineage: Eukaryota; Metazoa; Chordata; Mammalia; Rodentia; Bathyergidae. The transcript is spliced from 9 exons. Gene Ontology annotation, molecular function: phosphorylase kinase activity; calmodulin binding; ATP binding. Bases 214 to 1383 code for a protein of 389 amino acids. Gene Ontology annotation, biological process: protein phosphorylation; glycogen biosynthetic process.
GCAAAAAAACGGGGGCGGGGGCGGCAAGAGAUCCAGGUGUGGUGACAUGCGCCUGUAAUUCCAGCCCUCAGGAGGCUGAGGCAGGAGAAUCACAGCGAGUUCAAGGCCAGCCUGGGGCACACAGCGGAGCUCUAUCGCAAAGGAGUGGAAGAGCUGACCACUUCCUCCUGCUUUCCCCAGUGAUCCUUGGAAUCUCAGUCCCAGGAGCCCAGAAUGACCCGUGACGAGGCCCUGCCAGAUUCUCACUCCGCCCAAGGCUUCUACGAGAACUAUGAUCCCAAAGAGAUCCUGGGCAGGGGCGUCAGCAGCGUGGUCCGGCGCUGCAUCCACAAGCCCACGUGCCAGGAGUAUGCCGUGAAGAUCAUUGACGUCACCGGCGGGGGCAGCUUCAGCCCAGAGGAGGUGCAGGAGCUGCGGAAGGCCACGCUGAAGGAGGUGGACAUCCUACGCAAGGUCUCGGGACACCCCAACGUCAUCCAGCUGAAGGACACUUACGAGACCAACACCUUCUUCUUCCUGGUGUUUGACCUGAUGAAGAGGGGUGAGCUCUUCGACUAUCUCACUGAGAAGGUCACCCUGAGCGAGAAGGAAACCAGGAAAAUUAUGAGGGCCCUGCUGGAGGUGAUCAGCGCCCUGCACAAGCUCAACAUCGUGCACCGGGACCUGAAGCCCGAGAACAUCCUCUUGGAUGACAACAUGAACAUCAAGCUCACCGACUUCGGCUUCUCCUGCCAGCUGGAGCCAGGAAAGAAGCUGCGAGAGGUCUGUGGGACCCCCAUCUACCUGGCCCCCGAAAUCAUCCAGUGCUCCAUGAACGAUGACCACCCAGGCUACGGGAAGGAGGUGGACAUGUGGAGCACAGGGGUGAUCAUGUACACCCUGCUGGCCGGCUCCCCGCCCUUCUGGCACCGAAAGCAGAUGCUCAUGCUGAGGAUGAUCGUGAGCGGCAGCUACCAGUUCGGCUCCCCGGAAUGGGAUGAUUACUCGGAUACCGUGAAGGAUCUGGUCUCGCGCUUCCUGGUGGUGCGCCCCGAGAACCGCUGCACGGCAGACGAGGCCCUGGCGCACCCCUUCUUCCAGCAGUACGUGGUGGAGGAGGUGCGGCGCUUCAGUCCCCGCGGGAAGUUCAAGGUCAUCGUGCUGACGGUGCUGGCCUCGGUGCGAAUCUACUACCAGUACCGCCGCGCCAAGCCGGUGAGCAGAGAGAUCGUGAUCCGGGACCCCUACGCCCUGCGGCCCCUGCGCCGCCUCAUCGACGCCUAUGCCUUCCGCAUCUAUGGGCACUGGGUGAAGAAGGGGCAGCAGCAGAACCGUGCCGCGCUGUUCGAGAACACGCCCAAGGCUGUGCUGCUGUCGCUGGCCGAGGGGGAGGAGGACUUCUGAUGGGGGGCUCCAGGGACAGAGGGAGGGGACGACGCGAAGGCUCCCCAUGUACACCCUGGGGAGGCGAGGUCCCCGCCGCUGCGUCCCCCCUCGGCUCUGUUGCGGGGGGGCCUCUUCCCCAGGGUCCCGGGAGAGGACAGAAGACGGAAAUGUCUGCCACACGACUGCGAGAGAUGCAGUGCCCUGUGGUCCCGGGCACAGUCAGAGGCACGGGAGCCCUGCGCCAUGACCAGCCCGGGAAGCUUCGGUGUUUCCUCCGCGAGUACUGCUGACUCGGUGCGUUACUUGGUUCUCCCAGACCCCUGAAUUCCGAGACAGGUUCUCGACAGAGGGGACACCGCAGACAGGCAAGUGAGGGGCACUCCUUCUUUCCAUAACAGUUUGCUAGGAAGCUGGGCAUGAUGGCGCACGCCUGUAGUCCCAGCCCUCAGGAGGCUGAGGCAGGAAGAUCACA